CUUCCCAACAUUGCUCUGCCCAACGGUCGAAUUCUCCAAGCUCAUUGGAAACCCUUCAACGCUCUAGUCACCGUUUUGUCCUCCACAAUUUAAGUCUCUCCUCCAAGCAAAACCUCCCAAGCUUUCUUCCUGUCUUCUCUGUUUCCUUCUCCUAUUCUCUUUGAUCCCAUCCUCCAUUUCCCCCCCGGUGAGGAAGCACCUUGGCUCUCUCCAAUUCAUUCCAAGCAGAAGGUAAGGGGAGAGAGCUGUGUUUAUUUUCCUUGCUCAUGGGGUGCUUCCUGGCCUGCUUUGGGGGUGCCAAGGAUGGAAAGAGACGAAGACAAGCGAAUAAAUCACUACCAGUAGAUCGGGUAUGCGAGAGUUGCAAACCUCUGCGGAGCCCCUCUUCGAAGCAACUCGCACCGAAUCUUUCUCCAAAGAAACUCGUCUCAGAAGCAGUGGAUUCAACUCCGGAGUCGAGAGAGAAUCAUGAGCAGGGGAGAUGUGGCAGCAGCAAGAAGAAAGUAACAUUUGAUUUGAUUGUCCAAACGUACGAAGCGGUCUUAAUAGACGAAGAUCCAAAGCAUUCAUCAGAGGAUAAGAAAGAGGAUGAAGUGAUAACAGAAGAAAGAAAGCCUGAGGAAGGUGAAGAUAAAUCUCUUCCGAAGUCGGGAGCUUCUCUCUUGAACCAUAGGUAUCAAAAUUGUGAGGGUAGUGAUGUUGAUGAUGAUAUUGACUAUGGGGAGGAAGAAGAAGACGAGGAGGAGGAUUAUGAGGACUCUGAUUUAGAUGAGGAAGAUAAUAAUGCUGUCGAAAUAGAGGGAAAUGAGGAAGAGUCUAAUGCUUCGUUUCUUUCGCUACCAAUGGAGAAAGAACAGCAAUGCAUCCAGGAAGUUAACAGUCCAAAAUCCAAGUGUGUCUCCCCUCCUGAUAGGCAGCCACCCCUUCUGGCCAGAGGUAUACGCGGCAGGAGCCGGUAUGUCCAUCCUGCUCUGAAUCCUGUAGAAAAUCUCACUCAGUGGAGGCAAGUUAAGCUGUGCGCAGCUCCGUCGAAGAAUCAAAAGAAGGAAAAUAUCAACUCGGAUGCAGAGAACAAGAUAACUGUCAAUCCUGAGCCUGCAUUUGAGAUCGGGGAGUUCCGAAAGCUCGCUAGCUCAAAUCCAAGACCCAAUUGCCCUGCUAAACAUGAUAUUCCUGUGGAUGCUAGCCUUUCUAACUGGCUGGUCUCAUUGGAUAAUUCAGAUACGGAAAGGCCCCAGCAAAGCAAUUCUCAUUUCUCCGAAUCGUCAGUUGGUCAAGAGGAGGGAUCUAUUUUAGCUUUUCUAAAUUAAAACCAGAGAAGUGAUUCAGGUUCUUCUUGCCAAUCUGGCUAGACAAUCAAAGGGAUUCCAAAUACCACAAGCACAUACAGAGAGAGGCAUGUUAAAGUAGCAGAAAACAAUAGUUCUAAAUAUGAAUUGCGAGCACUAUCGUCUUUUCUCAUCAAAGGUGCUGCUUAUGCUUGCACAAGCUGCUGUGCUCAUGGUGGAUGACUGGAUUCUAGUAUGUGAGUUGAACUGUUGUGUGAGUACCAUAGUUUUUUGUCCCCUUUCCUCAUCAGCUUAUGGCGUAAUGCUUUCCACUUGUCGAAGAACUCUUGGCAAAGUUGUCUCUAGAGCUCGCCUGAGCCAUCCUUCAACUACAAGUUCAGUGUGAAUUCAACUUUUCUACUGUAUAUUCUAUCACUGUCUGAUGGGUUAUGAUGCCAUUGUAUUGUCAAUAAGGCAUUAAGUCUUCAUUCAUGACUGUCUGAGAAACAAACAAUUACUGAAAUCGUGCACAUUCUUGAGGUAUGUAUCAGUCGAUUUUGUUUUUUCCUUUUCAUAGGCACCAUUUCUAAUGAUCUAUUCUUAACUUGAUAAAUGGUAUGCAUAAAUGUCUGUAACAAGUUGAGCUAGAUGUCCAAUUUUAGGGCGUGUAAUUUGAGGACCGUAAAAGGGUGCCAAAUUUGCGGUUCUCCUAAUAUCAUACUAAACUGUGUUCCACAUGGAUGUGAUAUAUUUGAUUUUCUUUAUGGAGCAACCCUUCCGGUCUGAUCCUUCUUACGUAAUUAGAUUCUUAGCUUGAAUUUGAAUUCCAGAAGGUGCUUACAUGACAAAAUCAAGUACCUUAAAGACCUUGCAGGAAAAGAAAAGGAGGAAACUGAAGAGAUCCCAGAAUGAGUUAUGAAAUAUCUUAAACAAUUGGUCUUAUAUGGAAGGAUCAAAGUAAAUGACAUUGAUACACAACUUUCUGCAAUAUCAGGAAU
Phoenix dactylifera (date palm) is the source of this 2266-nucleotide messenger RNA. Lineage: Eukaryota; Viridiplantae; Streptophyta; Magnoliopsida; Arecales; Arecaceae. The record is from RefSeq and is a predicted model, not a curated record.